UCUUUCUUUCUACUCCUCAGCUUGGAUCAUGUAGAUAAGAUAGUGACUAGUUGUACUUGAUGUAGGAGGCAAUAGUACUUAGUAGGCUGCUAGUCCAUAAAUAUAGUAUACAGGGCAACACAAUUACUCAUUUACUGUAAUGGUAAUGAAACGCUCUUGUCUUGCCUCUUGCAGCUUGGUCGCUAGACGCAAGCUGAGCCUCGAACACGAUCAUGAAUUGACAGUAUCCAUCCGCUAGAAACUGGUCUAAACCAGUCGGCGGCGACCCGUGACUCCAGUGUCCCGUGUCUCAGCUCUUUUGAUUUCGCAACAGGACUCGUACGAGCUCGUAGUCUUCCAGGUGGUCGACCGCCCUGGCCCAGCGUCCAUCGCUCCAACGGACUGUCUCGCUGCGAACCACCGCUUGCCCGCCGUUCCUUAGUCAAUACAGGGGGUGCAGCUCGCUACACAAUGGACCAAUUAUUAGACGAACUGGGUGGUGGCGACUUCAAGUUUGGCAGUGGUGUUGCGAUGCCUGUGGAUGGUCAGUUAGACCUGAGUGCGCUGGGAGCGGACCCGACUGGGGGCAUGGGAGCAUACGGGGAUCUGCUUUCAUUGCCAAUGUUCAAGAUGGAAAGUCUGGGAUUCGGUGAAGUAGAUAACGGACCACGGUACUUGCUGCUUGCGCAGACGUCCCCGCUGACCAAGAUGUCGGACGUCUCUGUCACUUAUCUCAACAAAGGUCAAGUGUACGAGUUAACGCUGGAAGCCUUGGGAAACUGUCAAAGCUACAGAAGUGGAUUGAUUCGGACAACGAUACGUGUCAGCUUCUUCAUCAUGUCAGAGAUCAUCAUGCGUAAUCAGGAGCAAGACCAGUGGGAGGCCUGGUGCUCAGAGCACCCCGGCGAGCGCAUCAUCGAGAUCGAGUCUGGCUUCAUGGUUGAGAAUGUGUCACAUGAUCUGCUACAGCCAAACUGUGCGACGUUUGAUUGGCAUGCAUCUAAAGGAGCCAGUGUUAUGUUCAAGCUGAACUGCCUCAGCUCAGAGUUUUCAGCCAAGAGACAUGGUGGUGAGAAAGGUGCUCUUCUACGGCUGGAAAUCGAUGCGUACUACCAACACACGGUCAACGACUGCUUCGAUCUGUUUCACUGUGCCAACUGCCACAUCAAAGUGUUCAAGGAAAAGGGAGCGGACCGCAAGAACAAGGUGGAGAUGCAGAAGUUCACGGGUCUCUCGGAAGAGGACAAGGCUGGACUGCGAGCACCGUUCUCAAUGAGCGUCUUCCAGGAUUUCUGUGUUGAUGCCACCUCUGCGCAAAAGCAGCUACCACCUGGAGUAACCACUCUGGACACAACUACCUUCAUAGCCGGUCCGUACAGCGUGGGUAGCAUGACAAGUCCGCCCUCAUCGGUCUCUACUACCGGCAGUGCUGCAGCAGCCACUACACCGGGCAGUGUUGGCGGUGCUGCUGGCGGUGGUGACCUGGCAGUGGCUACUCCAGCCAUGGUCACUCCAGGUGCUGUGUCAAAUUCCGUGGACUCGGGCACAGAGUCCAUUGCGGAUGUGCUUAGCUGUGUUCUCGCGCAGGCCCAGCCAUCUCCACUGGCAACUUCGUUAAGCUUUGAGCCAGAGCCGCUGCGUGUGGACUCUACGGUGGAGCAGACCCAGGAGUGGUUGAAGGGCAAUGGGUUUGGCAUGCAUCUACAAACGUUAGCCAAUUUU
Sycon ciliatum is the source of this 1701-nucleotide messenger RNA. Its product is annotated as upstream-binding protein 1-like. NCBI's taxonomy places the organism in Eukaryota, Metazoa, Porifera, Calcarea, Leucosolenida, Sycettidae. The record is from RefSeq and is a predicted model, not a curated record. Gene Ontology annotation, molecular function: DNA-binding transcription activator activity, RNA polymerase II-specific; RNA polymerase II cis-regulatory region sequence-specific DNA binding. Gene Ontology annotation, cellular component: nucleus. Gene Ontology annotation, biological process: regulation of transcription by RNA polymerase II.